AACAGGGAUGUUGAGCCCAAAGGUGUUUUAAAGCGUUGCAGAGGAGUGGAUAUUUUACAUCGUUUUUUUUUUUUCAUUCAUUUUCCAUUUUUUUCGUCCUCACGCCUGGAUUUUAAAGCUCUGGUUUGGCCACAUUUAUGGAUUGCUGAGAGGACGCAGGACUGGUGACUCACGAUGGCCAUGGCUCUGGAUGCAGUGUGGGUGAGGGUGAAGAAUGUGUGCAAACAGAAUGGGCUCCUCAUCAUGUCAGUGAUGGCUGUGGUCAUUGGCUGUCUUCUGGGCUUCUUCCUGAGGACACGGCGCCUCACGGAGCAGGAGGUGAAGUACUUUCAGUUUCCUGGUGAGCUGCUAAUGAGGAUGCUGAAGAUGCUGAUUCUCCCUCUCGUUGUAUCCAGUUUGAUGUCAGGGCUGGCAGCUCUCGAUGCAAAGUGCUCCAGUCGGCUCGGUCUGAUCACGGUAUCUUAUUACCUGUGGACCACCUUUGUGGCUGUGAUUGUGGGGAUCAUCAUGGUCUCCAUCAUCCAUCCGGGAGGUGCGGCCCAGAAAGAGCACUCCGAGGACAGCGGCAAGCCCAUCAUGAGUUCUGCAGAUGCACUGCUGGACCUGAUCCGCAACAUGUUUCCAGCAAAUCUGGUCCAGGCCACGUUUCAGCAGUAUCGAACAAGCAGCGAGUACAUAGUGAAGAGCAGACCAGCAGUGAGUCAGGCGCAGUCAGAGUCCACCACGCGGCGAGCGCUCAUCUACGGCAUUCAGGACGACAAUGGGACCGACAUCCAGAACUUUGCUCUUGACCUGACCCCCCCGCCUGACGUUCUUAUCCGGACUCGGGAAGGAACAAGCGAUGGAAUGAAUGUCCUUGGAAUUGUUAUUUUUUCAGCCACCAUGGGUAUUAUGCUGGGGAGGAUGGGGCCAAACGGCAGCGCCUUGGUGAACUUCUGCCAGAGCCUGAAUGAGGCUGUCCUUAGAAUUGUUGCCAUUGUUAUAUGGUACUUUCCAUUUGGCAUCGUUUUCCUGGUGGCUGGAAAGAUCCUGGAGAUGAGCGAUCCGUCAGCCAUGGGGAAGAAGCUGGGUUUCUAUGCCGUCACCGUGGUGUUUGGUUUGGUGUUGCACGGCUUGUUUAUCCUGCCUGCCAUGUACUUCUUCAUCACCAAAAAGAGCCCCAUUGUUUACAUACGGGGAAUCUUGCAAGCCCUGCUCAUUGCACUGGCAACUUCGUCCAGCUCAGCCACUUUGCCUAUAACCUUCAAGUGCCUCUUAGAGAACAACCACAUUGACCGUCGCAUCAUCCGCUUUGUGCUUCCUGUGGGUGCAACCAUCAACAUGGAUGGCACCGCUCUCUAUGAGGCUGUGGCGGCGAUAUUCAUCGCACAAGUUAAUAAUUACGAGCUGGACUUCGGUCAGAUCAUCACCAUCAGCAUCACCGCUACUGCAGCCAGCAUCGGUGCAGCAGGGAUACCACAAGCCGGACUGGUCACCAUGGUGAUAGUGCUAACAUCCGUCGGGCUGCCAACUGAUGACAUCACUCUCAUCAUUGCAGUAGACUGGGCUUUAGACAGAUUUCGCACUAUGGUCAAUGUAAUGGGGGAUGCUUUGGCUACAGGCAUCAUGGCACACAUCUGCAGGAAAGACUUCAUGAAAGAGGGAGAUGGGGUGCCCUUGAUCUGUGAGACCAAAACAGCAAUGAGCACCCCACCUGUGAUGAACUGCCACAACAACAACGGCAACUGCCGACCCCCUCCUCCAGGGAUCAAACACGAGUUCAUCCCGCCCGACGUCGCCCAACUCAUUCAGCUGGAGGAGGGCAUUCGGCCGCUUUCAGAUAGAAAGAAACCUCCGAUUCCUCCAAGGCAUCUGAAGAAGAGCAAAGAACACUGCACGAUUGAUAUGAAUGGCCUUGAGACCAACGUAUAGCCUCCUGUUGGAGUUCGGCAGGUUGUCUGUAAGUUUUGCUGAAAGGAGCUCUGCAGCGUGGCACACCUGAGGACGAUACACCUGAUACACCUGAGGACGAACCUCAUCUUCAUCUUUCAGAUUAUUGGUUCCAAAAGGACAUUUUAAAGCAGAGCAGGUGAAUAAGACUGAACAAUAGUACAUUCGCAGUGGACAACAAUAAGGUUUCUUUAAACUCAUCCUUGGUCCUGUUAGUACUUGCAUUGAUUAAAUUAUUUUUAUUUGAUAUAUACAUUUUUUAUGGAUAGAAUUUUUUGACAAUGUGUUUUUCUUAUGUUUUGUACUGCUGUACUACAAGCAGCGAGCUGACUGCAUUAUAAGAGAUGAGCCAGGAUGUUUGCUUGGAGCUAAAUGAUCAGGAGGCAAAGUGAAAUGCACAAAUUCUUUAAGUUUGCCUUAACAAAGCUGGUGGUGCUAGGCUGACGGUGAUCACGGGGGAGGAGGAAGUUAAAUGAAUUUGUUCCUACGCCUGUAGUGAUGUUAUAACUUUGAUAUGUGGGUAAAACAGAGAUUUGAAAUGUUUUAUGUAUUUAGGACAGCCUCAGGAUUGAUGUCAUUAAGCUUCUUGGCACAUGAACAGCCUCAAAACAUCCACCAGUAAUUUAAUUGUUUGACGGUUGACGUGACAUCAAACAGGAUU
Messenger RNA from Archocentrus centrarchus (flier cichlid), 2590 nucleotides. RefSeq names its product solute carrier family 1 member 7b (gene slc1a7b). The transcript is spliced from 11 exons. The record is from RefSeq and is a predicted model, not a curated record. Lineage: Eukaryota; Metazoa; Chordata; Actinopteri; Cichliformes; Cichlidae. The coding region runs from base 175 to 1911 and encodes 578 amino acids. Gene Ontology annotation, cellular component: plasma membrane. Gene Ontology annotation, molecular function: neutral L-amino acid transmembrane transporter activity; glutamate:sodium symporter activity; L-glutamate transmembrane transporter activity. Gene Ontology annotation, biological process: L-glutamate transmembrane transport.